Molecule: messenger RNA, 2229 nt
Organism: Eruca vesicaria subsp. sativa (arugula)
Lineage: Eukaryota; Viridiplantae; Streptophyta; Magnoliopsida; Brassicales; Brassicaceae
Source: the annotation of a GenBank genome assembly
AUGGCCCAUAGCGAGACCAUCGAAUUUUAUUCCGACAAUGACACAUACCUCUUCUGGAACAUGGAUGACGUCCCAGUCCCUGUGGAUACAGAUCUUGGUUCUGUUUCUAGUAAUAUCGAACGUGCGCUUUUUCUAAUGGGCUUUGAGGGGUCUCUGACCAUCAUUGUGGAUUGUAAGAAGCUCAAGUACACCGAAGAAGAGUUGUGGAAUGCAGGACAUAUCUCAUACUUACCCUUCUCCGCAAAGGCUUACCGGGAAGGUCUUGUGCAUCCUCCUGUGCAUAUGAGUUAUUAUAUGCUGCUUAUGGCAGAAGAUACUGGACCAAUGCAUGCGAAUGUAGCUGUAAUCACAAAUUCAAAGAGUGAACCAGAUAGUGAGUUACAUAGGGUAAUGCACUGUUUGAAAUCCAGAGGUCACAAUGUUCUCCUAGUAGAGCCUCCAUCUGAUGAUGUUGAUCUCUUUAGUGUUGACUCUCUAUUUAAUAAUUCACGACUUUUGGGUGGAGGAAAGCCUAUAUCCAAAAAAGAGUUAACUAGUGAUGAUCGGCGGCGUGUGUAUUCCUGGGAACUUAAAGAGGAUGAGGAUGAGGAUGAUGAUGUCAGCAAUCUCUCCAGCACGAAGAUGUUAGAUUUCUCCGAGCCUGUCAGAAACAUCAAAGGGGAUAGGACAAUCAUCUUCUGGGAUGCCAUGGGUUGCCCAUUCCCUCUUUCUUUCUCUCCUGAUUUGAUUUAUGAGAAAAUCAAAUCACUUCUUUUGGAAAAAGGUUUUAGUGAUAAUAUUAUAAUCUGGGCUUAUGUCGAUAAGUAUCUGGGUGACAAAACGUGGGAUUCAAGAAUCUACUUUCUUCCCGGAGGGAAUGAAUCCUCGAGACGUAUCAGAAUGGUAAAUGACAUGUAUCUAUUGUCGUGGGACUCUCCUCUGCGCAGUCAUAAAGGAACUUUGAUCCUAGUCUCGGAUCACUUCUUAUGUGACCCCCACUACAAUGAGUUGUUUGGAAACAUGAGGCACAGAUACUACAAUCUCAUCUUGCGAGUUCCUAACUCGAGGGCGAUCAGAAAGAUAUCUGAUGAAUGGCUACGUCCUCUACUUGGUAUAGUAGGUAAACACUUUUACAAUGACUCAUACUUCUUCUGGAACAUGGAUGACUUCCCAGUCCCUGUGGAUACAGAUCUUGGUUCUGUUUCUAGUAAUAUCGAACGUGCGCUUUUUCUAAUGGGCUUUGAGGGGCCUCUGACCAUACUGAAUUGUAAGAAACUCAAGUACACCGAAGAAGAGUUGUUCAAUGCCGGAGAUAUCUUAUACUUACCCUUCUCCGCAGAGGCUUACGGUGAUGUGCAUCCUCCUGUGCAUAUGAGUUAUUAUAUGCUGCUUAUGGUAGAAGAUACUGGACCAAUGCAUGCGAAUGUAGCUUUAAUCACAAAUAUAAAGAGUGAACCAGAUAGUGAGUUAGAUAGGGUAAUGCACUGUUUGAAAAUCAGAGGUCACAAUGUUCUCGUAGUAGAGCCUCCACCUGAUGAUGUUGAUCUCUUUAGUGUUGACUCUCUAUUUAAUAAUUCACGACUUUUGGGUGGAGGAAAGCCUAAAUCCAAACAAGAGUUAACUAGUGAUGAUCGGCGGCGUGUGUAUUCCUGGGAACUUACAGACGAUGAGGAUGAGGAUGAUGAUGAUGAUGUCAGCAAUCUCUCCAGCACGAAGAUGUUAGAUUUCUCAGAGCCUGUCAGAAACAUCAAAGGGGAUAGGACAAUCAUCUUCUGGGAUGCCAUGGAUUGCCCAUUCCCUCUUUCUCUCUCUCCUGAUUUGAUUUAUGAGAAAAUCAAAUCACUUAUUUUGGAAAGAGGAGGUUUUAGUGAUAAUAUUAUAAUCUGGGCUUAUGUCGAUAAGUAUCUGGGUGACAAAACGUGGGAUUCAAGAAUCUACUUUCUUUCUGGAGGGUAUGAAGCCUCGAGACGUAACAGAAUGAUAAAUGACAUGUAUCUAUUGUCGCGGGACGCUCCUCUGCGCAGUCAUAAAGGAACUUUGAUCCUAGUCUCGGAUCACUUCUUAUGUGACCCCCACUACAAGAAGCUGUUUGAAAGCAUGAAGUACAGAAGCUACGAUCUCAUCUUGGCAGUUCCAAGGGCGAUCAGAAAGAUAUCAGACAGCCCUGAUGAAUGGCUACGUUCUAUACUUCUUAAAAUAGGCAGAGUUCCGAGUGAGCAUAGCAACACAUCAGAAAUCCCUGAUGAAUGA